This is a messenger RNA of Nicotiana attenuata, 1176 nucleotides long. RefSeq names its product BRASSINOSTEROID INSENSITIVE 1-associated receptor kinase 1-like. Gene Ontology annotation, molecular function: protein binding. Bases 280 to 930 code for a protein of 216 amino acids. The record is from RefSeq and is a predicted model, not a curated record. The transcript has 6 exons. Lineage: Eukaryota; Viridiplantae; Streptophyta; Magnoliopsida; Solanales; Solanaceae.
UUUGCAAUUUAUCAACGCAAAGAAAGCUAAGUGGAGAGAAGAAAAGAUUCCUUACCGCACCCACCCCACCCCACCCCACCACACCCACGCACCCAGCCUUUCCCCUUUCGCUGUCAUUCCCAAAACCGAUCCUUUACUCCCCUCCCUCCUCAUUUCUUCCGGUCUUACUUUCCCUUUUUCUUCUUCUUCUUCUUCAUCUGGGUCUACUCCUUACAUAAAAUCUCACCUCAAAAUCUAACCAAACCCCACAAAUAUUUCUGCUUUUGGGUAGAAAGAACCAUGGCAGCUGUUAUUGAAACCCAGAGUUUGGGCUUUUUGGUAAUUGUACUCGCUCUAGCUGUUAGUGUUAGGGGGAAUUCAGAAGGGGAUGCUUUGUACGCUCUCCGCCGGAGCUUAUCCGACCCGGAUAACGUGCUCCAGAGCUGGGAUCCGAAUCUUGUCAACCCUUGUACUUGGUUUCAUGUUACUUGCAACGGCGAUAACCACGUCACUCGUGUGGACCUUGGCAACUCAAAGUUAUCUGGUCAUUUGGUACCUGAACUUGGAAAGCUGGAACAUCUACAGUAUUUGGAGCUUUACAAAAAUAAUAUUCAGGGAACCAUCCCUAAAGAGCUUGGCAACUUGAAGAGCCUUAUCAGUCUGGAUCUGUACAACAACAAUAUUUCAGGGACAAUCCCUCCUUCACUGGGAAAGUUGAAAAAUCUUGUUUUCCUGCGUCUGAAUGAUAACCAGCUAACUGGACCAAUCCCAAGAGAACUUUCUAGUGUUUCUAGCCUGAAAGUAGUGGAUGUCUCAAAUAACAAUUUGUGUGGAACAAUUCCUACUUCUGGUCCAUUUGAGCAUAUUCCACUGAACAACUUUGAGCACAAUCCUCGACUUGAAGGUCCGGAGUUGUUGGGACUCGCUAGCUAUGACACCAAUUGCUCUUAGGAAAGUUGAUGAAUAGGCUCAGAAGAACAGCCACUUUUUGUGGAAGUUCACAUAAAUCCCUUCCCUGAAUCUUGGUUAUUAUUGUACUUACUAUGUGUCCAAGUUGUAAUUCUAAUGAAAGAUAUGGUGUAUGUAGGAUAUUAGUAAGUUAUUGAAUGUGUGUAAAACGGUCAAUGUACUGCUAUCAAGUGCUAAUGUAUUUUAUAUUUCAAUGUUUAGUGAAAUGGUUCAAUGGGUUUAGAAAAA